Piliocolobus tephrosceles (Ugandan red Colobus) is the source of this 4938-nucleotide messenger RNA. RefSeq names its product nucleoporin 210 like (gene NUP210L). The record is from RefSeq and is a predicted model, not a curated record. Lineage: Eukaryota; Metazoa; Chordata; Mammalia; Primates; Cercopithecidae. Bases 1 to 4938 code for a protein of 1645 amino acids. The transcript has 33 exons. Gene Ontology annotation, cellular component: nuclear pore.
AUGACUGGCUCUCCGGCGUCAUCAAGCUGCCGAGGCUUCAAGCUCUUUUUCUUUUUGCCUCUACACCGCCUCCUGUUGUUGUUUCUGGUUUUGCUUGGGACCCUGGCCAACAAACUUAACGUGCCACAGGUGUUGCUACCCUUCGGCCAAGAGCCAGGCCGGGUGCCUUUCCUGCUGGAGGCGCAGCGGGGCUGCUACACUUGGCAUUCCACCCAUCAUGAUGCAGUUACUGUUGAGCCUUUAUAUGAAAAUGGCACCUUGUGUUCCCAAAAAGCUGUACUCAUUGCUGAAUCUACGCAACCGAUACGCCGCAGCAGUAUUAUUCUUGCUCGAGAAAUAGUGACUGACCAUGAGCUACGCUGUGAUGUUAAGGUUGAUGUGAUAAACAGCAUUGAAAUUGUAUCUCGGGCCCGGGAACUUUAUGUAGAUGAUUCGCCACUGGAACUGAUGGUGAAGGCAUUGGAUGCUGAAGGAAAUACUUUUAGUAGUUUGGCAGGGAUGAUGUUUGAGUGGAGCAUUGCCCAGGACAACGAGUCAGCAAGAGAAGAACUGUCCAGCAAAAUUAGGAUUCUUAAAUACUCUGAAGCAGAAUAUGCUCCCCCAUUGUAUAUAGCCGAGAUGGAAAAAGAGGAGAAACAAGGAGAUGUGAUUUUAGUGUCUGGGAUUAGAACUGGUGCUGCUGUUGUAAAAGUUCGAAUUCAUGAACCAUUCUAUAAGAAAGUGGCAGCAGCAUUAAUACGUCUGCUUGUUUUGGAGAAUAUAUUUCUUAUACCAUCCCAUGAUAUUUAUCUCUUAGUAGGAACAUAUAUUAAAUACCAAGUUGCAAAAAUGGUUCAAGGGAGAAUGACAGAGGUGAAAUUUCCCCUGGAACAUUAUAUACUGGAAUUGCAAGACCAUAGAGUUGCACUUAAUGGGUCUCAUUCUGAGAAAGUGGCUUUACUGGAUGACAAAACAGCCAUGGUGACUGCCUCCCAACUGGGCCAGACUAAUCUUGUCUUUGUCCAUAAAAAUGUUCAUGUGCGAUCUGUGUCUGGACUCCCGAAUUGCACCAUAUAUGUUGUCGAGCCUGGAUUUUUAGGUUUCACUGUCCAACCUGGAAACCGAUGGAGUCUAGAGGUGGGACAGGUGUAUAUCAUUACAGUAGACGUCUUUGAUAAAAGCAGCACAAAGGUCUAUAUUUCAGAUAAUCUCAGGAUUACACACGACUUUCCUAAGGAGUACUUUGAAGAGCAACUAACUACUGUGAAUGGAUCUUACCAUAUAGUAAAAGCCCUGAAAGAUGGUGUUGUGGUAAUAAGUGCAUCCCUGACCUCCAUCAUUUACCAGAAUAAAGAUAUUCAGCCUAUAAAAUUUCUAAUCAAACACCAACAAGAAGUGAAGAUUUAUUUUCCCAUCAUGCUUACACCCAAAUUUCUGGCAUUUCCUCACCAUCCUAUGGGAAUGUUAUAUCAUUAUAAAGUACAGGUAGAGGGUGGCAGUGGCAACUUCACCUGGACUUCUUCUAAUGAAACAGUGGUCAUAGUAACCACUAAAGGAGUAGUGACUGCAGGUCAGGUCAGGGGGAAUAGUACUGUUUUGGCCCGAGAUGUACAAAAUCCCUUUCGAUAUGGAGAAAUUAAGAUACAUGUCCUGAAACUGAACAAAAUGGAACUGUUACCAUUUCAUGCUGAUGUGGAGAUUGGCCGGAUUAUAGAAAUCCCCAUUGCAAUGUAUCACAUAAAUAAAGAGACCAAAGAAGCCAUGGCAUUCACAGACUGCUCUCAUUUAUCCUUGGAUCUGAACAUGGAUAAACAAGGAGUCUUUACUCUUCUCAAAGAAGGUAUUCAAAGACCUGGACCAAUGCAUUGUUCCAGUACACAUAUUGCAGCUAAAUCUCUUGGCCAUACUCUGGUAACAGUAAGUGUGAGUGAAUGUGACAAGUACGUGGAGAGCAGUGCUACAUUUGCUGCUUAUGAACCCCUAAAGGCUCUAAAUCCUGUGGAAGUGGCAUUGGUGACAUGGCAGUCUGUGAAGGAAAUGGUAUUUGAAGGGGGUCCUCGUCCAUGGAUCUUGGAGCCCUCCCGAUUUUUUUUGGAAUUGAGUGCGGAGAAGACAGAGAAGAUUGGAAUAGCACAAGUGUGGCUGCCAUCGAAGAGAAAACAGAACCAGUACAUCUACCGGAUCCAAUGCCUGGAUUUAGGGGAACAAGUUCUCACAUUCCGAAUUGGAAAUCAUCCAGGUGUCCUGAACCCUAGUCCAGCUGUAGAGGUUUUGCAGGUUCGCUUCAUAUGUGCCCACCCUGCCAGUAUGUCAGUAACUCCAGUAUACAAGGUGCCAGCUGGUGCCCAGCCAUGUCCUCUGCCACAGCACAACAAACAGCUGAUUCCUGUGUCAAGACUGAGGGACACAGUCCUGGAACUAGCAGUGUUUGAUCAACAUAGGAGAAAGUUUGAUAAUUUCAGUUCACUAAUGCUAGAAUGGAAAUCCUCCAAUGAAACACUAGCCCAUUUCGAAGAUUAUAAAUCAGUGGAAAUGGUAGCAAAAGAUGAUGGCAGUGGGCAGACCCGGUUACAUGGUAUUGUGAAAAUAUACAAGUCUUUUCAAACUGAUCACAUGUGGAAUGGAGUCACUCAGGCCAAAACAGGAAAAAAAUUCAAGUACCUGUUUCCCAAGUUUACAUUGUGCUGGACUGAGUUUGUAGACAUGACAGUCCAUGUGCCCUGUGAAACCCUCGAAUACAUUGAAGCCAACUAUGGUAAGACCUGGAAGAUUCCUGAUGAAGUACAGAUUGAAGUUGUUCAGCUAAGGGCUGUUAGGAUCCUUGCAGCUGCAACUCGGCUCAUCACAGCUACCAAGAUGCCAGUUUAUGUCGUGGGAGUUACCAGUACCCAGACCCCUUUCUCCUUCAGCAAUGCUAAUCCUGGGCUGACAUUCCACUGGUCUGUGAGCAAAAGGGAUGUAUUGGAUCUAGUGCCCAGGCAUUCAGAGGUUUUUCUACAGCUCCCAGUAGAGCAUAACUUUGCCAUGGUUGUCCACACAAAAGCAGCAGGCCGGACCAGUAUCAAGGUCACUGUUCACUGCAUGAACAGUUCCUCUGGGCAGUUUGAGGGGAAUUUGUUGGAACUCUCUGAUGAAGUACAGAUCCUGGUGUUUGAAAAACUCCAACUCUUCUAUCCAGAGUGCCAACCAGAGCAGAUUCUGAUGCCUAUAAAUUCUCAGCUCAAACUCCAUACCAACAGGGAAGGAGCUGCCUUCGUGAGUUCUCGUGUUCUCAAGUGUUUCCCUAAUUCAUCCGUCAUUGAGGAGGAUGGUGAAGGACUCCUGAAAGCUGGUUCCAUUGCAGGUACUGCUGUAUUGGAAGUCACUUCUAUAGAACCUUUUGGAGUCAACCAAACAACCAUAACUGGGGUCCAGGUAGCACCGGUGACAUACCUGCGAGUGAGCAGCCAACCCAAGCUAUACACAGCCCAAGGAAGGACCCUGUCAGCAUUUCCCCUGGGCAUGUCUCUCACCUUCACUGUUGAGUUUUAUAAUAGUAUCGGAGAGAAAUUCCACACACACAGUACCCAGCUUUAUCUGGCUCUGAACAGAGAUGACUUGCUGCUUAUUGGACCAGGGCAUAAGAACUAUACUUACAUGGCCCAGGCUGUGAACAGAGGGCUGACACUUGUGGGGCUUUGGGACCGGAGACAUCCAGGCAUGGCAGAUUACAUUCCUGUUGCUGUAGAGCAUGCCAUUGAGCCAGACGCUAAGCUUACCUUUGUUGGAGAUGUCAUCUGCUUCAGUACUCACCUUGUCAGCCAGCAUGGUGAACCUGGGAUAUGGAUGAUUUCUGCCGACAAUAUUCUACAGACAGACAUUGUCACUGGAGUAGGAGUGGCCAGGAGUCCAGGGACUGCAAUGAUUUUUCAUGACAUCCCAGGAGUAGUGAAAACAUAUCGAGAGGUGGUGGUCAAUGCAUCAUCAAGAUUAAUGCUCAGUUAUGACCUCAAGACUUAUCUCACCAAUACCCUCAAUUCAACUGUAUUCGAGCUCUUCAUCACCACUGGCAGAAAUGGUGUCAAUCUUAAAGGAUUCUGUACCCCAAACCAGGCCUUGGCCAUUACAAAAGUACUUCUUCCAGCAACCCUCAUGCUGUGCCAUGUACAGUUCAGUAAUACUUUGCUAGACAUUCCAGCAAGUAAAGUCUUUCAUGUCCAUUCAGAUUUCAGUAUGGAGAAAGGGGUUUAUGUCUGCAUAAUAAAGGUUCGACCGCAGUCAGAGGAGCUGCUGCAGGCCCUCAGUGUGGCUGACACCUCAGUCUAUGGGUGGGCUACACUGGUCAGUGAACGUAGCAAGAAUGGAAUGCAACGAAUCCUCAUUCCUUUCAUCCCAGCUUUUUAUAUUAACCAGUCAGAAUUGGUUCUUAGCCACAAACAAGAUAUCGGAGAGAUAAGAGUACUGGGAGUGGACAGAGUUCUUGGGAAGCUAGAGGUCAUCUCCAGCUCCCCAGUUCUAGUGGUCACUGGCCAUAGCCGCUCUCCCCUCACUCCUGGCCUGGCCAUCUACUCUGUAAGAGUGGUCAACUUCACUUCCUUCCAGCAGAUGGCAUCACCUGUUUUCAUCAAUAUUUCCUGUGUACUCACCAGUCAAAGUGAGGCAGUGGUAGUGAGGGCUAUGAAAGAUAAGUUGGGUGCAGAUCAUUGUGAAGAUUCAGCCAUCCUCAAGCGGUUCACUGGCUCUCACCAGAUCCUGCUCUUGACCCUCUUUGCAGUGCUGGCAUCAACAGCUUUCAUCUUCCUAGCGUACGACGCCUUCCUAAACAAGAUACAAACAGUUCCAGCUGUGUAUGUAUCAACUCUAGGAACACCACAACCAGGUUCUUUUAACUCUACAAGUUCUCCCCCUCACUUCAUGAGUCUACAACCUCCAUUGGCCCAAAGUCGGCUGCAACAUUGGUUAUGGAGUAUAAGGCACUAA